AUGAAGAAGAAUAACCACACAAGUGUACAUUAUGACAUUGGCGGAUACUAUUCAGAGCAUGAGUGGAUUUCCAAGAAUCUACUAUAUGCUAUAUUGUUUAAGACGGCAUCUUUGGAGAAGAUAACAUAUUCUGUGUUAGUAGAUAAGAUACGGAAGAAGAGCGCAAUAAAUGAAACCGGUGGAAAGCUGAAAUUGAGUUACCGUCAAUCUAAAGCUCGGAGAGAGUCAAAUAUUGAAGAUGACGAUGAUGUAUAUGUAUUUUUAACGUCAUUGGACACAGAUGGACUUAAACCAGUAUUGCAUGUGGAGGUGGUAAAUGGUGUCGAGCAACUGUCAAGAGCGGAGCGGGGAAGUUCUGUUGGCGUAAAUUAUGAGAGUGUUGAUGAUCAACAGUGUAAUGCAGGAAUCAUUACUAUUUUUAGAGAGGGGGAAACAUUACAACAAGAGUCGGUUAUUGUAGAGCCUAUAGUUGAAGAAACGGAUAUUGAACAUCCGAUGGAGAACGCUGAGAGAAUGGAGCAUGCUGAUAGAAUGGAGAAUCCUGAUAGAAUGGAGAAUUUUGAUAGGAUGGACAAUGCUGAUAGAAUGGAGAAUGCUGAGAGAAUGGAGAAUGUUGAGAGAAUGGAGAUUGUUGAAAAUGUUGUUAUUGGAAAUUCUGAGAAUGUAGCGGAUGUGGAUAACCUGAUAGGUAAUGUGGAUGUCGUUGAGGUCUUGAAAUAUUUCAANGAGAAGACCAAAGACCAUAUCAUCGAGGCGGAAUUGGAAGCUGCGAGAGAGGCGACCACGUUGCAGGAGCUUCUCGAAGCUUCUAGGGUUGCUAAUUCGAAUCUCCGAGCGUUAGAUAUCUUCGAUUCCGUUAACAUUACGCUCGAUUCUGGUCCUCCUGAGCUUCCUGGUACCACCAAUGUUGUAAUCGAAGUUGUUGAGAGCAAAAGCCCUCUCACCGGCCAAAUUGGCGUUUACACUAAAGCUGAGGCUAGAUCAUCAAGCAUUGAAGCAUCUUUGAAGUAUAAGAACAUUUUUGGCUAUGGAGAUAUUUGGGACGGGUCUAUAGUUCAUGGCUAUGACAACUCUGCUGAGGUUGCCUUGGGGAUGUAUCUGCCAAGGUUCAGAGGAUUAUCUACUCCUUUUACUUCUCGUCUUUACCUUUCGACUCAAGACUGGCUUAAGUUUUCAUCGUAUAAAGAACGUUCCCUCGGUCUUUCUCUCGGUCUUAUCUCAAGCAAGUAUCACGAGCUGGUCUACACGGUUGGGUGGCGUAAUCUGAUAGAUCCAUCCCGAACGGCUUCAAUAUCAAUAAGGAGGCAACUGGGACACAGUCUGCUUUCUGCAUUGAAGUAUACUUUCAAAUUUGACCAGAGAAACUCAUACUUGAGGCCAACUAGUGGAUAUGCUUUUAUCUCUACUUCUCAAAUUGGUGGUCUUGCUCCUGAUAGCCGAAGCUUACGCUUCUUUAAGCAGGAGAUUGAUCUUCGUUAUGCUGUUCCGUUCGGGUUUUACAACGCUGCUCUCAACUUUGGUGUAUCUGGGGGUGUCUCCUUUCCGUGGGGAAGCGGAUACCAGAACCGUCCUUCCUCUGUGCCAGAGAGAUUCUUCUUGGGUGGCAAUUCAUCGCCUCUAUGCUCUUUAGGUGGGCCAUCUGCACUAUGGGGAUUCAAGACCAGAGGACUUGGUCCCAACGAGCCAAAGAGGAAAGGCGAUAAUGAACGGGAUUUUGUUGGAGGAGAUGCAGCGGUGACUGCGUUUGCGGAUCUCUCAUUUGAUUUGCCAGUAAGAUGGUUAAGAGAGAGAGGAAUCCACGGGCAUGUGUUUGCAUCUGCGGGGAAUAUGGCAAAGUUAUCAGAGAAUGAGUUUAGGAACUUCACUGCUCCAAAGUUCUUGGAUACAUUCAGAACUUCAGUUGGUGCUGGAAUCGUCUUACCAACUAGUGUAUUCCGUAUGGAGCUUAACUACUGCCAUAUAUUGAAGAAACAAGAACACGAUCAAGCGAGAUCAGGGGUUUGCGUCACAUUCUCUGCCUCGUCCUGAGAAAUUUUAGCUGAAGAAAGGUACUCAAUUAUGAUAUGGUAUUUUUUUUUUGGUCUUUAAAGCCGUGUCCCAGUGACUGGCAGAAUCUUUGAUUUUAUUGUUAAAUCAAGAAAAUUUUACAAGGAGAGUUGAUUUUUUUUUUUUUUUUUUGAUAUGUUUGCAUGG
Camelina sativa (false flax) is the source of this 2193-nucleotide messenger RNA. NCBI's taxonomy places the organism in Eukaryota, Viridiplantae, Streptophyta, Magnoliopsida, Brassicales, Brassicaceae. The record is from RefSeq and is a predicted model, not a curated record.